AAGCAAAAUUUAAUUGAAAAAACGUAACUGGUAAUUAAUGUACAUUUUUGACGUCGCUGAUAAUAAAAGAGUUCAGGGCUAGACAUAGAAAAAUUUUCCUUAUUGUGUAAUUCGAAUUGUUUACAAUUAGCGGCGAAUGAAUUUGAUUUGCAAAGAAUUCCAAUCAUUUGUUCGUGAUGCAAUACCUGGAUUGGUUAAUAACUAAUUUAACACUAAAACGCUUUCUUGCUGGCUAAGAAUUUCAUAAUUAAACAAUCGCCCAACAAUUAUUUUAUCCAGUCUCAUCAUAAUUCACCGAAUCGCGCACUAGAAAUUAUGUUAAUAAUUUAAACUAUCACCUUGAUAAAUGCUAUGUGCUGUAUAAUACAAACGGAAAUUUAUAAAGUGACACAUUCGUGGUGAAUUGCGUGUUGUGUGUGUGUGAUAAUGGCUUUGCAGUAUCACUUUAAGGCGAAGAGUAUUGUGGAUGAGGGGAGGACCACUCAAACGGCGAUUGAUGAUGUCAAAGAGUGGUUGAAGAAUACGAAAUUGCCACAAUUGCCGGAUGAAUUAAUAGUUUUGUUUCUUUUAUCGUGUCAGAAUGAUGUACACUGUGUCAGGAAUACGAUUCAGGCGUAUUUUAAAAUCAAAAAUGAAGCGCCCGAAAUUUUCAAUUCGAGGGAUAUUGAUAGUGAGGAGCUGAAGAAGGCGAGGAAAGUUGUGAGUUGUGUCAGCAUUCCUGCCCGCAUGUCCAACAACACUGUCAUCCACUUUUUCAAACUCAACGACACAAAUUACCAAAAUUUUGAUUGGGUUCAUGCAAUGAAGCUCAGUUAUAUGUUACUGGAUGUGACUCAAAGACGAAAUCCGCCAAAUGAAUUAGUCGUGGUGAUCGACAUGAAAGGUGUUGGCUUCAUGCACAUAACACGUUUGAAAAUAGGGGCGGCAAAAAAAUUCUUAGAGUUUCUCCAAGAGGCAAUGCCGCUGAAAAUUAAGAUGAUUCAUAUUCUAAAUUCUAAUUACGUUUUUGAUAAGUUGAUUUCAGUUGUUAAAUUUUUCAUCAAGAGCGAUUUAAUGUCGAUUAUAAAAACACACCCACCAGAGACAGAUAUGAGCAAAUUUUACGAGGAUUGCAUACCGAGUGCUUGUUUGCCAAAGGAGUAUGGGGGCGAGUUGUCCUCAAUUGAAGAAAUGAAUGAGAAAAUGAUUCAGGAAUUUAGAGAGUUGAAGCCGUUUUUUGACGCCGAAGAGAAACUUAGAAGUUAUUGGAAAUAAUAUUAUUCUAAUUUCGAAGUGUUCAAGGGUUUUCUAAAUAAAUUGUGUUAUAUUAUUACUAAUUUUAGUUGUUAAUUUAGUUAAUUUUAAUUGUCACCUAUUGCACGAUUUUGUAAGCCUUCACUUGCUGUUCCUCAUCCCUGUAAAAUUUAUUCAUCCCUUGAAGCGCAUUAUAAGUUUGCACACUUAAGGUGGCUUGAUCGGGUAAACUACCCUCGUAAUCAGCAGGGAUGCAAUCCCUCGGUAAAUGAGUUUCAAAAAAACUCUCCAUUUUCAUGUUACUUGGGUGGAAUUUAAUCUACAAGAUAAGUUUUAGUCUUAGUUCAAGUUGCGAUUUUCAUUACCAUAUUGUAAAGCUCCUUGCUCAUCAAUGGCUUCAAAAUGACCAUAAUUUUGUCGAUAAAAUAGACAGUGUUGAAAAUA
Tribolium madens (black flour beetle) is the source of this 1677-nucleotide messenger RNA. RefSeq lists its product as uncharacterized. Gene Ontology annotation, molecular function: phosphatidylinositol bisphosphate binding. The transcript is spliced from 4 exons. Bases 427 to 1254 code for a protein of 275 amino acids. The record is from RefSeq and is a predicted model, not a curated record. Lineage: Eukaryota; Metazoa; Arthropoda; Insecta; Coleoptera; Tenebrionidae. Gene Ontology annotation, cellular component: membrane.